AUGAGAACAUCUACUCUCUCUGCGUUAAGCACUCUCUUCGCCGCCUUGACCCUGGCUCAUCCUGUCGAUAUCUCGGCACGCUCAUCAUCCCUCUCUGCUGUGGACAUUACAAUCCUCCAAUUUGCCUUGACACUUGAACACCUCGAAAAUACCUUUUAUCAGGAGGCAUUCAACACUUUCAACCUCCAGCACUUUGUUGAUGCCGGCUUCAGCGAGGAUUUCUUCCUCAAUCUGAAGUUCAUCGCGGCUGAUGAGUCGGCCCAUGUCACAACACUCGAGACUGCCAUUCUAGGAGCCGGCAUCGUGCCUGUCGCUCCCUGUCAGUACAGCUUCCCCGUCACUGAUGUGGCCAGCUUCGUGGCUUUGUCUGCCAUUCUCGAGAGCGUCGGGACCAGCGCCUACCUAGGUGCAGCCCCGUUCGUUUGCUCUAAAGAUAUCCUUGCUGUCGCGGCCAGCAUUAUGGUCACCGAGGCACUCCAUACAUCCCUGCAAAGGUCGUCUAUCGGUGCGAUAGGCGCUCCCGAUCCCUUCGGCACGCCCCUUGACGCCAACUCUGUAUUUACCCUCGCAGCGCAAUUCAUCGUCUCCUGUCCGUCGAGCAACCCGCCCUUGCCUUUCACCGCAUUCCCUGGAUUAAAAGUCAAUGCUCAGUCAUGCUUCGCGGAGAACAGCUCUGCCGCAUCAAUGUACGACACGUCUACUUCGAAUUCCACCGCCACCGUGACGGCUAUGGUGUCUAUCGAGACCGCUACCGCUACCGCUACCGACGGUAGCGCCACCACAACCACGAUCACUGCUACAGAGUCCGCUUCUUCUGCCGAAGCGAGUGCCACCGAGACCGCAGCGGCCGAACGCAUGCGAGCUCGCACUGCUGGAUCCUCUGCCGCGUCCUGCGCCGCACCAUCUGCCGGUUCGAAAGUGAGCCUGGUUCCCGACUUCAGCAAGUCCAUGCACGACUUCAGCCAGGUCGUGGAGAUUUUUGUCACUUUCGUUGCUGGAUUGAACGUCAUCUCGGUGGGCGCCCAGAUCUCACAGACCGGUAUCGACGUGGCCAUUCCCGGCGGCAUUGGUGGACAGGUGUAUAUCUUCAUCACCAUCGUUGACAUCACAGGUGGCCGGCUGAGCGAUUCGGAGGUUUUGUUUGGGCCAGCUAUCAUGGAAGUCCUGCUUGGUGCCUUCUUACCGCGAUCUAAUGGAUCUGGUGUGCUGAUGAUUGCGAUCGAACCGUAG
This is a messenger RNA of Capronia coronata CBS 617.96, 1230 nucleotides long. RefSeq lists its product as uncharacterized. Bases 1 to 1230 code for a protein of 409 amino acids. The record is from RefSeq and is a predicted model, not a curated record. NCBI's taxonomy places the organism in Eukaryota, Fungi, Ascomycota, Eurotiomycetes, Chaetothyriales, Herpotrichiellaceae. The transcript has 4 exons.